CUUCUCUUCUUUUAUUGGUGAAAAAAAAAGUUAGAGUUGAGUAGGACACCAGCCAAAAAUUGUACACACACACACACACUCUUCAUCAUUGCCUAUACACUUUAAAAGAACACCAUCAAAAUUCCAUUUUUUUUUCAAUCCACCAUGUGAUUCUUCAACAACCAUUUGUUAUUUGAUUGUCCAGAACCUUUUUCUUGAUCAUCAAUGGCUGAAACUAAUUCCCAAAACUACCCUUCUAUCCCUUCAAAUUACAUCUCCAUAGCCCAACUCCAAGAAAGAUGGCUAAAAGAGAAAGAAAAAAAGCAACAAGAAAAAGAAAAACAAGAAAAGGAAAAACAAGAAAAGAAACAAUCGAAAACCCCAUUUCAUCAAAAUCAUCAAAGACAUCAAAAUCAUAGUAUGAAAGGUUGGCGUGAGGUUGGUUUGAUUUCUAUAGAACCCAAGUUAAAGGAAGUGGAAAUCACUGGUAGAGUGGUUAAAGAAGGUGAAAAAAACAAGAAAAAGGGCUAUUUUGUAAAUAGGAAACCUAGGUUUGAAAGAGAUGGAAAAGAAGAUAUGGCUAAAGUUUCAACUUUUGAUGUGGCAGAGAAAGAAAUCAUGACUAUGGUGAGUGUGGAAAACAGUGAAAAAGAAAUAUCUAAGGGGAAAUGUAAGAAUAAGGAGGAUGAAGAAGUGGCUUAUGUAUGCAGGGUGGAGGUGGUAGGAGAAAGCAGUGUAGGUAGGGAAAUCGCGGGGCAGAAAUGUAAAGUUGGGUUUAAGGGAAUGAAGAAUAGCAAUGUGGAGCAAUCACGAAAAGAACGUAGUGCAGAAGAGGACGAGGUUUUAGUUGAUGUGAAAGAAAGAACUAAUGAGAAGGAGAGAAUGGGAGGUGCAUUUCGUGACGAGGUUUUAGUUGAUGUGAAAGAAAGAACUAAUGAGAAGGAGAGAAUGAGAGGUGCAUUUCGUGCAUACGGAGAUAAGGAGGUCGAGGUUGUAGGAGAAAGCAAUGGAGGGAGGGAAAUCGGAGGAGAGAAAUGUAGAGUUGGGUUUAAGGGAAAGAAAAAUGGCGGGAGAAAGUGGGGUGAUAGGGUUGAAGAAGUAAGCGAUAAGGUAGACAGUGCGGAACUAUCAGGAAAAAAACGUAUUGUAGAGAAGGAGGAGGUUUUGGUUGAUGUGAAAAGAAGAACUAAUGGGAAGGCGAGAAUGAGAGGCGGAUUUCGUGCAUACGGUUAUAAGGAGGUCAAAGAAGUGGCUACUGUUUGUAAAAUGGAGGUGGUAGAAGAAAACAAUGUAGAUAGGGAAAUUGCAGGGCAGAAAUGUCGAGUUGGGUUUAGGGGAAAGAAGAAUAGCGCGAGAAAGAUGGGUGAUAGGGUUGGAGAAGCGAGCGAUAUAGCAGAUAGUUCGGAGCAAGCAGGACAAGAAAAUAAUGCAGAGAAGGAGGACGUUUCAGUUGGUGUGAAAGAAAAAACUAACGAGAAGGCGAGAAUAAGAGGUGCAUUUCGUGCAUAUGGAGAUAAGGAGGUCGAGGCUAUAGGAGAAAGGAAUGUAGAUAGGGAACUCGGAGGGAAGAGAUUUAAAGUUGGGUUUAGGGAGAAGAAAAAUAGCGGGAGAAUGAUGGUUGAUAGGGUUGGAGAAGUAGACACUGUGGAGCAAUCAGGACAAAAACAUAGUACAGAAAAGGAGAAGGUUUUAGUUGAUGUGAAAGAAAGAACUAAUGAGAAGACGAGAAUGAGAGGCACAUUUUGUGCAUGCGGUGAUAAGGAGGUCGAAGAAGUGCCUACUAUUUGCACGGUGGAGGUUGUAGAAGAAAACAAGGUAGAUAGGGGAAUUGCGGGGCAGAAAUGUAGAGUUGGGUUUAGAAGAAUUAAAAAUAGCGGGAGAAAGAUGGGUGAUAGGGUUGGAGAAGUAAGCGAUAAAGUAGACGGUGUGGAGCAAUCAGGACAAGAACAUAAUGCAGAGAAGGAGGAGGUUUCAGUUGAUAUGAAAGAAAGAACUAAUGAGAAGGUGAGAAUGAGAGGUGCAUUUCGUGCAUAUGGUGAUAAGGAGGUCGAAGAAGUGGCUAUGGUUUGCACGAUGGAGGUUGUAGGAGAAAACGAGGUAGAUAGGGAAAAUGGAGGGCAGAAAUGUAGAGUUGGGUUUAAGGAUAAAAAAAGUAGCUGGAGAAAGGUGGAUGAUAAGGUUGGAGAAGUAAGCGAUAAGAUGGAGAGUCUGGAGCAAUCGGGAAAACAGCAUAAUGCAGAGAAAGAUGUACCUUUGAUAGAUUCAGAAGCUGGUUUGAAGAUGAAGAUUGAGAGAGAUCUUGGGGAUUUGUCAUUGAUUGAUAAGAGUUAUGGUCAACGGAGGUCGAAUGUCAGCGCGUAUGGUGACAAGUGGAGAUAUGGGACUUCCAAAAGGUAUGAACAGCGAAGAACGUUGAAGCAGAAGGAUAAUAGCUUUGUAUGGGUUAAAAAGGGGGAGUCUUCAAAUGGUUGAUUUUUCAAGCCAAAUCACAAGUCGAAUUAAGCUGUGCUCUCAGUGAAUCAAGUCAGUUUCCUUACAGAAGCAGCUUCUUAUUCAUUGCUUUGACCAAUUCAACUUCAUUCUCACAGGGAAUAAAAACAACUCUACAUGUAAAUUUGCCAGCAGUUGUUUCUCCCAUAGUCUUCUUUCUUGUAUAAAAGACUGGUAUUUCUCCUCCCCCUUUGACCCCCUUGCAGCUUCAUAUUAAACUGUAAAUGAAAAUGAUGUCAAGUCUUUUGAACAUAUUAAUCAUGGAGUAUGCAUUUUGUGAAUGUCAA
Messenger RNA from Lycium barbarum (goji berry), 2756 nucleotides. RefSeq lists its product as uncharacterized. Bases 205 to 2451 code for a protein of 748 amino acids. NCBI's taxonomy places the organism in Eukaryota, Viridiplantae, Streptophyta, Magnoliopsida, Solanales, Solanaceae. The transcript is spliced from 2 exons. The record is from RefSeq and is a predicted model, not a curated record.